This is a messenger RNA of Musca domestica (house fly), 1975 nucleotides long. RefSeq lists its product as uncharacterized. Gene Ontology annotation, molecular function: ubiquitin protein ligase binding. The transcript is spliced from 2 exons. Bases 619 to 1893 code for a protein of 424 amino acids. The record is from RefSeq and is a predicted model, not a curated record. Gene Ontology annotation, cellular component: cytoplasm; nucleus. Gene Ontology annotation, biological process: regulation of proteolysis; proteasome-mediated ubiquitin-dependent protein catabolic process. NCBI's taxonomy places the organism in Eukaryota, Metazoa, Arthropoda, Insecta, Diptera, Muscidae.
AUGCCAUCAGUUGUGGAGCGAGAGAGUAGUCGUCGACAACACAUGGUGGUGCGCUGCGCUGUGCGAAAUAAAUAUUUACCUGUCAUUUACAAAACGCUACUCGCCGUGGUCGUCGUCAGAAUCUAUAAAAUCGAAAGACGUAAAAAAGCCAAUUAGAACAAAAACAAGUUGAUAUUCUCAUUUAGUUAUCAAAGAUCAGCUGGCACAAAACGAACGAUACCCAAAACAAAUAAUAAAACAAAAAAUACAAAUUCUAUAUGUUGGUCAAGUUCAAUAAACAACACAACACCGCAACUCGAAAAAGGCCAGACUUCCAUGAUUUGAAAUUUUGAAAAGCAAACAAAAAAAAUAUUUAAGGAUUUAUAAUGAAUGGAUAUAGAUAUUGUCACCAAACGUUUUAAGUAAUAAAACCACACACAAAAAAAACAUUUGUUGUGCGCAAUUGAAAUUUUUAACAAAUCAUUAACAAAAAAAGCCAAGGCAAACAAACUCUCUAAGCUGAGAGGAUUGACAAAUUUUGAAAGGAAAACAAAACAAAAAAAACACACAAUAAAAUUCAAAAACGUCCAUAUUGCAGCAAAAACGUUUACAUAAGAACAAAAAUCUAGAAACAUUUUGAUGAUCAUGGCCUCACCAGCUGCCGCCGUGGGUCUUUAUACAAAGGCAAAUUUUCUCAUUGAAAAUCUUAACAAAUCUCGGGAUCUCUUACCGCCACUGGCCUUGCGCUAUGAACAACUGUUGGCCAGCGAAAAGUAUUACGACUGUGUCUUCCACAUUGGCGGCCAUGAAAUACGCUGCCACAAACUGAUACUGGCCACAUCCAGUCCUGUGUUUGAGGCCAUGUUCUAUGGACCGAUAUGUGAAAAACAAAACAUCAUCGACAUUCUCGACAUGAGCAAUGACAUCUUUAAACUAAUGAUCAUCUAUAUCUACAAGGGAUCGGUGGACUUUCGCAAGCUAACCCUGGAAGAAACCAUUGAAUUUUAUUAUGGCGCCGAGAAAUAUUUGCUAAGUGAUCUGAAACGAGAAUGCCUGGAAGCCAUACAAUUGAAGCUGCGCUUCUCCAAUAUUUUGGCGGCCCUCGAGUUGAGCAUAUGUUUGGACUUGAGCGGUUUAUUGAGCAUUUGUUUUAACUUUUUUGUGCAGUGCUGUCUCAAGGAACCCCAGUUUGUGGCCUAUUUGAAGAACCACUACUAUCAUGUGUCCAAGGAUUGUAUCAAGACCAUAAUUGCCAUGUGCAAAGAACAAAUACCAGCCCACAAUCUCCUAUGGUUUAUAUACGAAUGGUGCCAGCAGGAGUGCCGGGAAAUGGGUCUGAAACCAGCCGAAUGCUCGGCCAUCAUAGAAGAUCUCAAUAUAAAAUCUGGCCUAGUGAGUGAAGCCAAUGGCCCAGCUGUAGUUAAGCCCCAGUAUUGUCAGACCUUGGAGAGAUGUUAUUACAAGGCCUGUCGUCCCUUUACCAUUGAUCAUGGCAAUUGCCAGUGGCUGACUUACAUCAAAACAAAUCGUUUCAUUUCUCUGCAAGGUCUGACUCUGCACAGUCGUCUGACACCACACCUGUCACGUUUGCCGGUACCCAGCAGCGAUUAUUUAGAAAACAUGGACAUUGAAAUCACUGUACCCCAACACGAUGAGUCGCCCGUGUGGAGCCACAGCAUCAGCAAACAGCUGACAAAAUACAAUUGUGAUGUAAAUGUCAAAUGGUCCAAGGGCAUUGUCCUGGAGCCCGAUGUUGAAUAUCAAAUAAAAUUGAUUUGGCAUCCAUCACACUGCCAGGCGGCAGAAUAUCCCUGUAGUCUCUACUCCUCCAAGGUGGAGGGUAUACAGUUCAGGGAUUUGGAUACGCACAGUGGUAGUCUCAUUAAAGGCAUACAUUUCAUAAAUUUAGUUUAGAUUUAAGGCCGUCUCAUAAGUUUUGUAAGAAAAGAAAACAUAAAAAAUAACAAAAAAUCAAAAAAAAUAUAUAUAAAAAAAU